This is a messenger RNA of Scaptodrosophila lebanonensis, 720 nucleotides long. RefSeq names its product heterogeneous nuclear ribonucleoprotein A3 homolog 2. The coding region runs from base 1 to 720 and encodes 239 amino acids. NCBI's taxonomy places the organism in Eukaryota, Metazoa, Arthropoda, Insecta, Diptera, Drosophilidae. The transcript has a single exon. The record is from RefSeq and is a predicted model, not a curated record.
AUGAAUCUUCUGGCAAGUUUUUGGGUGCUGAUUUUGCUCAUUUCAUGGGCUGCCUGUCAGAGAAGCAAAUCGAAAAGUGACAGCAGCUCUGGGAAGGCACAAGGACGGACCUUGGGACUAUUGACGCCAUUGCUGUUCGGCACUGGAUCGCUCUUUGAUGCGCCAGUGGAUGGCUCGGGAAGCGGUGUGAGCAACGGCGUUCAGUCCGACUCAUAUAAUGGAGUUGGCGGAUAUCCAAAUUAUGGAAACUACGGAAACUAUGGCAACAGACCUUAUUAUGGUGGAUCUGGCUACGCCGGCUUUGGUAUUCCAGGCUACCUUGGCUUUGGAACCAACUAUGGUGGCUACUAUAGACCGUUCUACGGGUUUGGCUAUCAGCGGCCGCAACCUGUAAACUAUCCAGGCAACUAUUUUGGCGGUUAUAGACCCAAUUAUGGGGGUUAUGCUGGUUACGCUCGUCCCUCCAAUAACUACGCUAGUGCUGGAGCAUCCCCUGCUGCAGCUCCUAGUCAAGGUCAGUCACCGGCACUUGGGGGCGGAAACUCCCAGCUCAGUACUGCGCAGGCGGCCCAACUGGCAGGGCUCCUGGGGCAAGCCCUCGGCAGCAGUCUGCGACCUUUGCUGGCCAAUGGGGGUGCAAAUGGUGGGGCGGCCGCUGGCGUGGGAGGGGCUGGUGGCAAUGCACAGGCGCUGAGUGGUCUUCUGGGUCUGCUCGGCUAG